Bufo gargarizans (Asiatic toad) is the source of this 2356-nucleotide messenger RNA. RefSeq names its product terminal nucleotidyltransferase 5C-like. Lineage: Eukaryota; Metazoa; Chordata; Amphibia; Anura; Bufonidae. Gene Ontology annotation, molecular function: RNA binding; poly(A) RNA polymerase activity. Bases 876 to 2051 code for a protein of 391 amino acids. The transcript is spliced from 3 exons. Gene Ontology annotation, biological process: mRNA stabilization. The record is from RefSeq and is a predicted model, not a curated record.
UAUUACAUUGCGGGCUGUCGGCCGCCCGGCGCCCCUGUUGCUAUGGCGCCCUGUGCGGCCGCACAGCCCGCACACCCCAAAGGCCGGCCCUGAGUGCGCGGACCACCAUCUGUCCACCUCCAACCGUCCAGUGCGCGGACCACCAUCUGUCCACCUCCAACCGUCCAGUGCGCGGACCACCAUCUGUCCACCUCCAACCGUCCAGUGCGCGGACCACCAUCUGUCCACCUCCAACCGUCCAGUGCGCGGACCACCAUCCAUCCAGUGCGCAGACCACCAUCACUCUAGAUGCCUCAACAUCCAGAGCGGGACCCUCUGUAGUCAGACACAGACCUUCCCCGCCACUCCAUUAUGGUCGGACACAGCCCCUCAGCAGCCGUUCCCGACACUUCAUUACGGUUCACACUUCACACCUGGCCGCCACACGCCUUUCCCGCUCAAAUUGUAGGCGGGCGGACUCCAUUUAUAGGUCACUCGCUGGGCUAUGACGUCGAGAAGUGGGCGGUUCCUAUCUGUCACAGGAGUUGUGACGUCACGUUGUCAUGGAGACAGUAUUACGCCGGGAAGACGGUGAGGUAGGUGAGGAGGAGGCUCCGCUGUUGGUUGACGCGCACUCGAGGACUCGCAGUUACCGGGAGCCGAUCCAGCCCGAACCGCUAGCACUGGCCGGAAAACAACCCCGGAGUCCCGCACAUCUCUCCCGAGAGGCGGAGGAGCCGGCUGCCGCUGUGGGGAGGUGUGCGGGGCAGACAACAGGUGUCUCCUGUCUGUAUGUGACAUGACAACAAUCCGAGUGUCACAUGAGUCAUCCGACUAAUCUCCCGGCCGAGCAGCAGAGACGUCUUCGAUAGUCCAAGUAUCAUUGACCGUCCGCCAUGACUGAAGAGUUGGACUGUAGAUUCAGCAAUCUGACCCAGGAUCAAAUCACCAUCCUCAAUCAGGUUCUGACUGAGGUCGUCCCCAUCCACGGCAGAGGGAACUUCCCAACCAUGGAGGUGAAACCCAAGGAUAUCAUCUGUGUGGUGAAGGAGCAGCUAAUAAAGAAGAAAAUCGCAAUACGAGACAUUCGCCUCAACGGCUCCACAGCCAGUCACAUCCUCAUGCGCCAGAACGGGACCAGCUGCAAGGACUUGGACAUCAUUUUUGGGGUGGAGCUUCCAGAUGAUCAGGCCUUCCAGACUGUAAAGGAGAUUGUCUUAGAUUCUCUCUUAGACUUUCUUCCCAAAUGCGUCAACAAGGAGAAGAUCACUGCCCUCACCAUGAAUGAGGCGUACGUCCAGAAGAUGGUGAAGGUGUCCACUGACCACGACCGCUGGAGCUUAAUUUCACUAUCCAACAACAGCGGGAAGAACGUAGAGCUGAAGUUUGUUAACUCUCUCCGCAGGCAGUUUGAGUUCAGUGUGGACUCCUUCCAGAUCACCCUGGACUCCAUCCUCCACAUUUACACCGAUGAGGACUGUGAACUGACCCCAGAUACCUACCCCACUGUGGUGGCCGAGAGCAUGUACGGAGAUUUCCAUGAAGCAAUGGAACAUCUCCGGUGCAAACGUAUCGCCACAAGAAACCCCGAAGAGAUCCGAGGGGGUGGCCUUCUAAAGUACAGCAACCUCUUGGUUCGGGAUUACAAGCCAACCAGUGAGACUGAAAUCAAGUCCCUGGAGCGCUACAUGUGUUCACGGUUCUUCAUAGACUUUCCUGAUGUGACCGAACAGCAGAGGAAAAUAGAGUCCUAUCUGCGCAACCACUUCAUCGGAGAAGAGAAGAGCAAGUACGACUACCUGAUGACCCUGCGCACGGUGGUCAAUGAGAGCACAGUGUGUCUGAUGGGUCACGAGCGCAGGCAGACUCUUAAUAUGAUCACCAUCUUGGCUCUGAAAGUGCUUGGAGAACAGAACAUCAUCCCGAACACGGCAAACGUGACCUGUUAUUACCAGCCCGCCCCCUACAUGAGCGACAGGAACUUCAACAACUAUUACAUACCUCAGGGCCAGUCGGCCAUCUUCUACCCCCCCUACCAGUUUCACAUACACCUGCAGAGCGGGCUGGUGUAGGAAUAAAGAUUUCCCCGAGCGCACGUCGUCACUUCAUGGAAAACCUCAUGCAAGCUACAUCUAUAGAAUUAUUCUACAUAAAUGGCAGAGACACGCUGUACAUACAUGGCUUAUCUAGUACUGAGCAUACUCCAGAGCUGAACUCACUCUUCUACCGCUUGUUAUCGGAGACUGGCAGCAGGCACCAUACAAGCUUAGUUCAGCUUGUAUAAUGCAGGGGACAUCUGCCCAUAUAGAGACUGCCCAUACUUCAGAGCUGCAUUCCCCAUUCUGCACAUUUUGAGAUAAGUGAUGUAUGUGCACAG